Molecule: messenger RNA, 2881 nt
Organism: Amaranthus tricolor (Joseph's coat)
Lineage: Eukaryota; Viridiplantae; Streptophyta; Magnoliopsida; Caryophyllales; Amaranthaceae
Exons: 18
Coding region: 200-2524 (774 amino acids)
Source: RefSeq, a predicted model, not a curated record
AUAUGAGGUUAAUAUGGUCUCUAACAAGAAAACCCAUAAAAUCCUUUUUUAGGAAACAAAUCAUUAAAGUUUAUCCUUCUUCCCCAAGAAUUCUUCAUUUUCCCCAUUCUCUAAUUCUAAAAACCCACAAAAAUUCUCUCCUCAUUUCUAGGGUUUGUGAGAAUUGUUGUCUGAAAUCAUCAAUUAAGUUGAUAUUGCAAUGGAGAUUGAAGGUGAAGAAGAAAAUUUUGUGCUAUUAUCGAAGAUUAGAACAGGGCUUAAGAGAGAGUUUCAGUUUGCUUUGAAAUCCCAAAACGAAGUCGCUGGUUUACUCACUCGUACCCGAAUUCGAAAGAGUCCAAUCACUGAGUUGAACGAGUUUUCGGCAAUGAAAAAGAUGAGAAAGAGUAAUCAAGUUUUUAUGUCUCCUCAUCAAUUAGUGGAGAGUGAGGAUGAACAGAAGAGUGAUAUUGUGGAUUUGACAAUUGAUGAGGAGAGUAAUCGUCAACACACUGUGGAAAGUCAAAGGAAAGAGAAUGAUAAUGUGGGUGGAAAUGAAGAUGACCCUAUUGUUGUUGAAGAUGAUGUGAAGAAAGUUCCUACUAGAUUGAAGGAGCUUCUAGAAACUGGGUUUUUGGAGGGAGUUUCGGUUAGGUAUAUUCGCGGAUGUAAGAAAGUGCCAACAGAUAAAGGGCUUGCUGGAAUAAUAAGAGGGUGUGGAGUACUGUGUUUCUGUGACGAAUGCAAGGGUGAUCAAGUUGUGACACCUAAUCAGUUUGAAUUGCAUGCGGGUAGUUCGAAUAAACGUCCAGCAGAUUACAUAUAUUUGGAGAACGGAAGGACCCUUCGGGAUGUUAUUUCUGCUUGCAAGAAUUCCAAUCUUAAGUGUUUAGAGUUCAUAAUUUUAAAUGCCAUUGGCUCUCCAAAUGAGAAGGAAUCCUCAUUUUGUGUUGAAUGCAAAGAGCCUACAUCUGAUGCUAGUAUUGGGAGGAAGACACAGGUUUUCUGUUCAUGCUCGGAAUUGGAAGCCUCUCAUACACCCCCAUUUCGAAGGACUGAGAAUUGUGAAAGAUCCAGUGAUCUUGUUUCUUUAGGAAAAUCGUACGCAAAUUCUUCAAAAAGUUGCUUGCAAUCUGCCAAAAGUCAGGGCAAGGUUACACUUAAGGACCUGCGGUUGCAUAAAUUGGUUUUUCAGGAUGAUAUUCUGCCUGAUGGUACAGAGUUGGGAUACUAUGGUCAUGGAAAGAAGCUUUUGUCUGGCUACAAGCAGGGUUCUGGAAUUUACUGUUACUGCUGCAAGUCAGAGGUCAGCCCCUCUCAAUUUGAGGCACAUGCUGGUUUUCCAUUCCGCAGGAAGCCUUACGACAAUAUAUACACUUCCAAUGGUGUAUCUCUGCAUGAACUGUCACUCACUAUAUCAAGAACAAGCCAGUUCUCUACAGAUGAGAAUGACGAUCUGUGCAGUGUUUGCCAUGAUCCUGGGGAUCUUUUAUGCUGUGAUGGCUGUCCAAGAUCUUUUCAUUUAGAAUGCAUCUCAAUAUCGGAGAUUCCUCCAAAUAAAUGGUAUUGCAAGUACUGUGAGGAUAAUUUUCAGAGGGAAAAGUUUGCUGAGCGCAAUCCUAAUGCAAUAGCUGCAGGCCGAGUUCCAGGAGUUGAUUCGAUAGAACAGAUAACCAAUCGGUGUAUUCGAAUCGUUAAAAUCUCUGAUACUCAAGAUGUUGGUGGGUGUGCUAUCUGCAGAGUCCAAGAUUAUUGCAAAUCUGGAUUUGGACCUCGCACAGUCAUUAUAUGUGAUCAGUGUGAAAAAGAGUAUCAUGUAGGGUGUAUGAGGGAGCAAAAGAUGCAAAAUUUAAAGGAGUUGCCAGUAGGGGAUUGGUUUUGUUGCUCAGCUUGUGAAAGGAUCAAUUAUUCUCUUAAAGAGUUGAUGAAAGAGGGGGAGAAAACGUUGCCAGAUUAUCUCAUUGAUAGAUUAAAGAAAAAGCUCAUAGAAAAAGGUUCAAGUGGAGUCCAUCUUGAUGUAAGAUGGAGGGUUUUGAAUGGUAAGAAGUCUUAUGUUGAUGAGAUACGAGCACAACUUGCAAAGGCUGUUUCUGUAUUCCAUGAGCAAUUCGACCCAAUCUGCUAUGGUGAAUUAAAGCAAGAUCUUAUCCCACACAUGGUAUAUGGGAGAAAUCUGAAGGAUAAAGAGUUGAGAGGCAUGUGUUGUGCAGUGAUUAGUGUGGACUCCAAAAUUGUCUCGUCUGCUGUUUUUCGUGUAUUUGGAAAGGAGGUUGUUGAAGUUCCUUUGGUCGCAACAAGUAAAAAUAGUGAAGGAAAGGGCUAUUUCCAAUGUCUAUAUUCUUGUAUGGAGACAUUGUUCGAAGAGCUGGGUGUAAAGAAAAUUCUACUGCCAGCUGCUGAGGAGACGACAUCGCUGUGGAUGAACAAAUUUGGUUUCAAUGAGAUACCAAAAGUGGAGUUUGCUGAUUUGAGUAAGCGUUACACUGUGAUGAAUUUUGACGGAACAUCUAUGCUGCAUAAGCUGGUCCCUAGUUCUCAAACUUGAUCUUUCGAGAAAGGCUGCUCGAGGAUCAAAAUCGAACUUUUGGUGGAUAUUUUUGUAUACAUUGUAUAGUUUUGACUUUGCACAGGCAAAUUAGACCCCAAGAAUUGGGAAGAUUGAAACUACAAUCAGUUAGAACAGUAGAACCGAAAUAUAUGCACUAGCAAGUAGCAACUAGCUAGUUUCAGAAAGAUAUAGGAUUACAUUUUUUCCGCGGCGAAGCUCCUAAAGGCGUUUUCGUGUAAAACUUGCAGCAACUUUUGAAAGGCAGUUUUGCAAACUGCCACAUAUAUUUGUACAUAGUAGAUUUUUAGUUUCUUUUGAUAGUAAACUUUUGUGAUGGCUUCCUUGUCAACUGGA